CAAUCUAAAAAAACUGAACCUAAAUAGAGUGGCGUACUCUUUUUCCCACUUUAUCAACUGCAACAGAAACCUAACCCUAACCCUAAAACUCACAGUACAAUCAACAAUGGCAAAGAAGCGAAAGCACGACGCUAAAGCCGCCACCGCCGCGGAGUCAGCAGAACCGCCGCAGAAGCUCCAGCACCAAGAAGAAGAAGCCGAGCCAGAGCAACAAAAACAAGAACUCGUAGACGAAGAAUACGAACAAGAAGUCGAAGAAAUCGAGGAAGAAGUAGAAGAAGAAGAAGCCGACGGAGACGAGGUUCCCGGCGAUCAAGAAAUUAAGGACGAUAACGAUGGCGGCGACGACGAUGACGAUGAUGAUCCGAUUGAGAAAUUGCUUGAGCCGUUUGGGAAGGAGCAGAUACUGAAUCUUCUAAAGGAAGCUUCUGAUAAGCACACUGACGUGGCGGAUCGGAUUCGGAAAAUAGCUGACGCUGAUCCGGCGCAUAGGAAGAUAUUUGUGCACGGACUUGGUUGGGAUGCUACGGAGGAAACCCUAAUUAAUUCUUUUAAGCAGUUCGGUGAAAUUGAGGAUUGUAAGGCGGUUUGCGAUAAGGUUACGGGGAAAUGUAAAGGUUACGGUUUUAUUCUGUUUAAGAAACGAAGUGGUGCUCGUAAGGCGUUGGUGGAGCCGCAGAAGAAGAUUGGGAAUCGGAUUACUUCGUCUCAGUUGGCGUCCACUGGUCCGGUUCCUGGAGCUGGAGCGCCGAGUGGGCAGAGCGGGUUUCAGCCGCAAGUGUCUGAGUUUACUCAGAGGAAGAUUUAUGUGAGUAAUGUUGGGGCGGAUUUGGAUCCUAAUGCGCUAAUGAGUUUCUUUGCGAAGUUUGGGGAGAUUGAGGAAGGUCCUUUAGGUUUAGAUAAGGUAACAGGGAAGCCGAAAGGGUUUUGUUUGUUUGUGUAUAAGAGUAGUGAGAGUGCUCGGAGAGCGCUUGAGGAGCCCCAUAAGAAUUUCGAAGGUCAUGUUUUGCAUUGUCAGAAGGCUGUUGAUGGACCUAGACAUGGGAAAUCGCAGCACCAGCCGCAACAUCAUCAUCAUAAUGCUCAAAAAUCUCAUUAUAAUCGAAAUGGGAAUCCUGGCGGUUAUAAUGCUCCUGGUCCAGCGCAUUUGAUGGCGCCGUCUGCUCGACCGGGAUUUGGGUUUAAUCAAGGAGCUGCUGGAGCAGCUGCUUUGAAUCCUGCACUUGGACAGGCGUUAUCGGCAUUGCUUGCUAGUCAGGGUGCUGGAUUGAAUCUUAAUUUGUUAGGAAAUUUAGGUUCUGCUGCUGGGGUUAACCAGGGUGGUGUGCCUGGGGCAGCAACUGGGAUACAGAGUGGAUAUGGUACUCAAGCGAGUCCAGGAGUGAUUGGAUAUGGGAAUCAGGGAAUGAUGCAGGGUGGUUACUCAAGUCAGCAGGUGGGGCAGGGUAGUUCUGGAAGAGGGCAGCAUGGUGUUGGCCAAUAUGGUGGUGGAGGGCCUUACAUCGGUCAGUAGAAAAGGUUCUCUCUUCGAUCCCUUAUAGGUGUAUGCAUCAGUCUUUUAUGUAAUGGCCUGCCGAUUCUUCUGAAGUUUUUGGAGCUUAUGCAAAUCAAGUCUUUCUAAAUAUGAACAAAUGCUGCUUUUGCUUAUUCGAAAGAGGCUCUUAAACUGUUUUCUAUUUUUUCUACUUAGCUUUGUUUCUUUCGCAUUUCCAUUGUUUAAAAUAUUGUAUUUGUUACAAGAUUAAAAGCUUUGGGAACAAUUUUACUACUUUCAUGAACAAUAAGUACUGAGUACUGUUUACAGUGAGCGACUUUGAACAACAUUAAUCCUAGUUUUCACUGGUUAAGUGGUCUUUGAAUUUUUA
Mercurialis annua (annual mercury) is the source of this 1865-nucleotide messenger RNA. RefSeq names its product UBP1-associated protein 2A-like. Bases 107 to 1513 code for a protein of 468 amino acids. Gene Ontology annotation, molecular function: RNA binding. NCBI's taxonomy places the organism in Eukaryota, Viridiplantae, Streptophyta, Magnoliopsida, Malpighiales, Euphorbiaceae. The transcript is spliced from 2 exons. The record is from RefSeq and is a predicted model, not a curated record.